Messenger RNA from Anoplophora glabripennis (Asian longhorned beetle), 1400 nucleotides. Its product is annotated as ELMO domain-containing protein 2. Gene Ontology annotation, molecular function: GTPase activator activity. The record is from RefSeq and is a predicted model, not a curated record. The transcript is spliced from 2 exons. NCBI's taxonomy places the organism in Eukaryota, Metazoa, Arthropoda, Insecta, Coleoptera, Cerambycidae. Bases 91 to 1029 code for a protein of 312 amino acids.
ACCUUCAAAUCUUGGCAAGUUGUAAAUAUGUGUAUAAUUUGUAUCAAAACUGCAACUAAAAAUAAAAUUUGUAAAGUAUAACGAUCUACCAUGACUUUGUCGUUGUGGUGGUUAUUCACUUAUUACUUCCGCCCCAUAAUAAAGUGGUUUCUAAGGAAGACAACAGGCCUAUGUGAGCUACAGAGAAUAUGCUAUGGAGAAGUCAGUGGUGCCCCUCGGAUCAAGGCUGUGGAAAAUUCACUGUCACUGUCUAGAUCGCAGCAGAUCAAACAACUUAUGCUACACUUGAAUGACAUAUCGGACAAUAGACGUUUCACAGGAGCAAACGAAAGAGAAAUACUGAGAGGGGCGGUGAGUACGGUGCUAUUAGUGAAAAAGGUUAACCCUAAAGUGCACUUUCAAUUCGUGAAAAGCUUGGGUAAGUGCGUGGAACAGAUAUGGGGGUACAGACAGCUUAUAGCUGAAGUGGAGGAGCUGCGAAGGACUGCCUUUGACAGCGAUGACUUUGAACAUGAGAGGAAGUUGUACGAUUUGUGGGAUAAUCUUAUGCCUAACGAAAAACUGGAAGGCCGCAUAACAAAACAAUGGCAGGACAUCGGUUUCCAAGGCGACGAUCCGAAAACGGACUUUCGUGGCAUGGGCAUGCUGGGAUUAGAGAAUUUACUGUUCUUCGCUACAGAAUUCAAGGCACCUGCCCAGCACGUCCUCUCACAUUCCCACCACCCAGUAUACGGCUACUGCUUUGCUAUUGUGGGCAUCAAUCUGACGAGCUUGGCUUGGCAAAUGCUGAAAGACGGCAGUGCAAAAACGUACGUGUACAACACAUCCAAAAGCUUGCCGUCGAUAAGACUCUUUCACCAGUUUUACAGUUAUUUGUUCUACGAGUUUGACAGGUUCUGGUUGGAGUGCAAACCCAGGGAUAUAAUGGAAUUCUCGUCGAUAAAAGAUCGCUUCGAGAACAACAUAAGGAUGAGUCUGCAGGAUCCCACUACGACAUUCAGGAUCGGUGUGACGGUAGACAACAUUUGAUUGCUCACAUAGUAUAGAAUUAUUUAUUUUUUAUUUAAGGCGUGUUUAACGAUCAGGGAGACGAAGGAUUUUUCCGUACUAAUACUCGAAAUUUUAAACGCAAUUAUUACGGAUAGUUUUAUUAUUUGUGAUUUAGAUGUGGUUUUGUAUGUUUAUAAUGUAUUUUUAUUAGGUAAUUAUAUUAAAUAGUAAUGAUUCUUUUUACAGUUCUAUGUCGAGGACUGAAGAAUUUAAUAUGUGCACUUUUGUCUUAGUAGGAUUCUCCUCUCAAUAAGUCGAAAGUCAAGAAUGUUUCGUUAAAAAAAUAUUGAUAUUGCACUAAAAUUAAUGUCUCGUGGCUUAAAAUUAUUUUAAAGGGAGAGUAAACUAAA